UUCAAAAAUCACAGCCAUUUUUCUGUUCUUUGCAACAGCCGCACCACAUCACAUGUUUCCCGUGUUUUUGGCUUUUCAUUUCAUAGCCCAACAGCCACAGCUCUCCCUCCAUAACAUACAGUUUUCUUAACAGCCGAGAAGGUUACGAGUCUCAGCAACAGCAGAAAUGGAAAAAACCAAGUAUCCAAAGGUGAAGGUGAGGGAGCAAGACGACCAAGAGGAUCUCAAGGGAAUUUCUUUGCUUCCAAUGAAUGAUGAUUCUUGUUUUCCUGUGAAGGAGCAUGAAGACAUUUCUCCACCAUAUGUUGCAAAAAUUCCAGCGUCUUAUGUACCAAAUGUACUCAUGUCAAAAACUUCUGUAUCUGAAGGUUUGAUCAUGCCAACAAUUUCUGUAUCUGAAGAAGCAGAGAAGAAUGACAAAAUUUUUGAAGAGGAUGAUAAAAUAAAUAAUCGAGUCAGCUCAAUCCUGCGUCCACGUGCCGUCUUAUCUAGUCCUGAUAAUGAUGCGAUGAUUGGGAAUAAGAAUAGGAAGAAGGUGAAACAACCUUCAGCUUUGAAGAAUCAUAACUUGGCUCAAAGCAGGCAUGUGCGGUGUAAGGUUAUCUCAAGCAACAUCACUGAAAGUCCUAUCAACACAAGGUAUUCCAAGGAUGCUGUUGAUAGUAAGAGCGAUCUUAGAGGAAACAAAGGGUUGGCAACAGCAACUCCAAGUCAGAAAAGAUACCUUAGAACUAAGAAAUCCAGCUCUGUGAGAACUUGAGUGUUGGAGAUUAUUUGCCAGUGGCUCCGUACUCAUACUUCAGUGGAUUGUACUGAUUUAGAGGGGUUUUCCUCUUUUUCUUGAAAUACCUCAUGCUUUGCCAUAAUCACCCUUCACAUAAUGGAACCACAUAAGGAGGCAAAGUUUUACAACAUGUACAUAAUACACUUAUCUUUCUUCCUUUCUUUUUC
Molecule: messenger RNA, 951 nt
Organism: Corylus avellana
Lineage: Eukaryota; Viridiplantae; Streptophyta; Magnoliopsida; Fagales; Betulaceae
Source: RefSeq, a predicted model, not a curated record